AUGGACAACGUUGCUAUGGCUGAUGCGGGGGACCGCAUGUUCUGCCAUGCGUGUGGUGGAGUUUGGCUGAAAAAUGCUGCUAAUGGGUUGGACUGUCCCCACUGUCAGUCCGAUUUCACAGAGAUUAUUGAAAUCCCGCCCGAUACAGAAGACCCCUCCUCUCGACCCGCGAAUGACUCCCCACCCCGCGAAGAGAAUAAUCAAACCAACGUCAACCCUUGGGCCGAUCACAACCCUUGGGCGAAUGAAGAAGACCAUGGAGCAGGCGACAACGCAUGGGGGCCAGGGUUCUCACGUCGUACAUAUAGGUCCCCCGAUGGCCGGUUUACUUUCACAACUACCACAACCACUUUAGGUGGUGGCGGCUUCCGCAUUGGCCGAUCUAUGGACCAGAGACAAAUGCAGAUAGACCCGUUGUUGCCGGUGGUGCGCAGCUUGGAUACUAUUUUCCACGGGUUGGCCGACACCUACCGGCAAGGCCAGAAUCAGAAUCAAACCCAGAAUCGGAACGCAACAGGUCAGGGAAAUGAAACGGACGCCGACGAGCAUCGAGCACGGAGUGAAUCGCCCGAAUUCCAUGCAACUGGCAGGUUAUUUGCGCGAGAUGCGGAUGGUCCGCAGCCGGUGGCACCACCUUUGGGCACCCUAGGCGAUAUCCUCGAACUGUUUCGUGCCGACUUUGGGGGCGGUGGGGCAGGUGGAGGAGUGCGUGUGAUGACUGGCCCGAAUCCUCUGGCCGUGCUUUCUACUCUGCUCAACUUUGAUCGACACGGAGAUGCGGUGUACUCGCAGGAGGAACUGGACCGGGUUAUCUCACAGUUGAUCGACCAGAAUAUCAAUCGAACCGGGGCUCCCCCGGCUCCGGAAAGCGCUAUUCAGGCCCUGCCGAAGAAAAAGGUCGACGAGGAGAUGCUAGGGAGCGAUGGCAAGGCAGAGUGCUCGAUUUGCAUGGAGCAAGCCGAAUUAGGCACGGAGGUCACAGUCUUGCCUUGCAAACACUGGUUUCAUUAUCCCUGCAUUGAAGCCUGGCUAAGCCAACAUAACACAUGUCCCCAUUGUCGCAGGGGGAUCGAUACCCGACAGGCUGAAGGAACCAGUCAGGAUCCAGUCGUCAUCAGCGACAGUCCUGAGCCUACAUCUCCCGAGCGCCGUCGUAGUAGUGGUUUAGCUCAGCAUAGCGGACAGGCCCCUCCCGCAUGGGGUGUACAUCCCUCGUGGAAUACUUCAGAAUCAGACGAGCAUAAUCAAGGACAAUCGAGUCACAGCGAAGGUAAUGAACAUAAUCAAGGACAAUCCGGUCAUAACGAAGCUAGCGGCAGCGGAGGGUUUACCGGGUGGGUUAGGAGUCAUUUUGGUGGCAGCUGA
Molecule: messenger RNA, 1365 nt
Organism: Aspergillus pseudoviridinutans
Lineage: Eukaryota; Fungi; Ascomycota; Eurotiomycetes; Eurotiales; Aspergillaceae
Product: putative RING finger domain protein
Exons: 4
Coding region: 1-1365 (454 amino acids)
Biological process (GO): protein ubiquitination
Cellular component (GO): cytoplasm
Molecular function (GO): ubiquitin protein ligase activity
Source: RefSeq, a predicted model, not a curated record